CUAAGUUUUCCACUAAACCGAAAAUAAAUGAACCGAAUUUGAACCUGACCCAAAAUUUCAGACAAGUCAAAGUCUCUCCUCUCUCAACCUCGGCAUCAUCAUUUACCUACGGACAUAAGAAAUGGGUUUUAAUUCGAUCGGUCUCUCGAUGUAAUGAUUCAAACAUAAACAUUUAAUCUAUUGCAUGGUUCAAUCUCUGUAAAUCUGUCCAUGUGAUGCUUCCUAUUAUAUUCUAAACACCCAUUUACCUGCUUCAUCUUCUUCAUCACCGCUCUCUCUUCCCCGCUUUUAUUCACAUUAUAUACAUAACGCGAAUCAUCCAUCCAAAGCCACCUUCUCCUCUCUAAUCCUCCUAUCAUCGCGUGAUUAAGGAGACAACCGUACGGUAACUGUAGAACUACAAUGCCUAUGGCUUUUCCUGCGGCCAAGAUGGUGGUGGUUACGGCGGAUCCGCCGCCGUCGAGCCCCCGCAUUUCCUUCUCCGCCGAUUUUUCCGGCGACGACGAGGACAGCGACUUCAUCUGCAUCAGUCCUGUUGUGGGCAAGGGGGAAAAGGACAAGGGUCAAGCGAAAGCCGCCGACUUUGAGUUCCUGUCGGAAAAUGUGAACUCGGGUCAAACCAUGCUGACCGCCGACGAGCUCUUCAGCGAAGGGAAGUUGCUUCCUUAUUGGCAGAUUCAGCACUCGGAGAAGCUAAAGAGAGUGACUAUCAAUACGAAAGGAGAGGAAGAACGAGCUGGUGAAGUGAAAGAUCACGCGGAGACAAACAAGGAUCAGGAGAACAGAGUGAACUGGUUUCUUGACGACGACCCGUCUCCGCGUCCGCCGACAUGCACGGUGCUCUGGAAGGAGCUUCUACGGCUGAAGAAGCAGAGGGCUCGAGCGUCGUCUCUGUCGCCGUCGUCAUCGUCUUCAUCCACGUCAUCAUCAUCGAGCUCUCUGGGGGAGGCAGCGAGGAAGGAGGAGAGGGAGAAGGAAGGGAAGAGAGCGAAGAAAGGGUUGGAGAGAACGAGGUCGACGAGCACGAGGAUAAGGCCAAUGAUCAAUGUCCCUAUAUGUUCUCAUCCCAAGACGUCUUCCUCUGCAUUGCCUCCUCUGUUUCCGCUUUCUCUGAAGAAAGGAAGAGUAGAGAGACACGUUUAAGUCUCCUUCUCCUUGUCUCUGUUCUUGUCAUCUCCUUCAUUUGUUCAGAUCAUUGAGCGUUUUCCGUCUUUGUUUCUGUAUCUAUUUCUCUGCCCGAGUUUGUGAUUAAGCUUUGAUUAGCAGACACACCUCUCUCUCUCUCUCU
Tarenaya hassleriana is the source of this 1288-nucleotide messenger RNA. RefSeq lists its product as uncharacterized. The coding region runs from base 403 to 1143 and encodes 246 amino acids. The transcript has a single exon. The record is from RefSeq and is a predicted model, not a curated record. Lineage: Eukaryota; Viridiplantae; Streptophyta; Magnoliopsida; Brassicales; Cleomaceae.